AUGGCAGAUAUCGCAGCGGCGGUGGAGGAGUUCUCAAAGUUGGACGAAUUUUCCAAACCAGACGCCGAGCUUCUAAGCAAAAUACUGCUCAGCCCGGAUGUGAAACUGUCGCUGCAGCUUCGCGCGCUCUAUUUCUGCCGUGAUCUCAAAUCCUCGGAAUGCGCCACCUUGCUCAAGAAGGCCUUAGACGUGCACUAUGACGCCUUCCUGAGACAUGAGAUCGCCUACGUUAUUGGGCAAGCCGGCUGCGAGGAGGCGUCGGACGUACUGGUUAAACUGCUGGAAGAUGAAAACGAGGACCCAAUGGCUGCGGAGGCGAUAGCUGCCAUCGGUGGGAAGCGGUUCAUCGAUGUGAUUAAGAAGUACGAAGAUGACCCCUGCGUCGUCGUGCAUGACACAUGCCGACUGGCGUUGCAUUCGCUCCUGAACGGAUCCAGUGAGGAGGACGAUGGCAAGGAGGCAAUACCCAUAUGCAGCUGCGUGUCGGCACCCAUAUCGACGUCGGCAUACCGAGCUGUCGAUCCCGUGCCAUGCACCUCAACUGAGAUGAAUGAGAGGACCAUGAAGGAACUGGAGGUCGUGCUGCUUGAUGAAGCUCUGCCGCUGUACCAGAGAUACGAGGCGCUAUUUAACAUUCGCAACAUCGGGGGCGACGCUGCCGCCGCCGUUAUAGGAGGGGCGCUGGUGGGAGACAAAAUAUCGGAGGUGUUCCGGCACGAAUGUGCGUUCGUGCUCGGUCAGAUGCAGUCGAUGGCUGCAUCUGACGCGCUGUUAGAGUGUUUGAAGAACGCAGACGAGGAGCCCAUCGCACGCCACGAGGCGGCACUUGCACUCGGAUCUUGCGCCUCAGUAUGCAGCGGCGGACGCAACCGCCAGCUCAUACUGGACGCCCUCAACGAGUACACCGCGGACCCGGUGAAGGUGGUCGCAGACAGCUGCGUUGUGGCGCUGGAUGUUGUCCACGAAGCAGAUAGACUGGCAGCUGCCGCCUAA
This is a messenger RNA of Babesia bigemina, 993 nucleotides long. Its product is annotated as PBS lyase HEAT-like repeat domain containing protein, putative. NCBI's taxonomy places the organism in Eukaryota, Apicomplexa, Aconoidasida, Piroplasmida, Babesiidae. Gene Ontology annotation, molecular function: deoxyhypusine monooxygenase activity. The record is from RefSeq and is a predicted model, not a curated record. The transcript has 4 exons. Bases 1 to 993 code for a protein of 330 amino acids. Gene Ontology annotation, biological process: peptidyl-hypusine biosynthetic process.